AUGGGUGAAUCACUUCUAGGGACUUCACACGCCUGCAGGGAACUAUUUGAGGGCUAUUACUUUUGCCAAGCACAGAGGGAAGAUUUCUUUCAGCGAGCAAAGCCUUAUAAGGAUCACCCCACAAUCCUGAGGAUGCAGGGACUUGCAAAAGCGUUGGGAGUAGUGAUACCAAUUAGCUUCUUCGAGGAAGCAAACAAUGCACAUUACAACUCAAUAGCUGUGAUAGAUGCUGAUGGGACUGAUCUUGGACUUUAUAGAAAGUCCCAUAUCCCUGAUGGACCAGGUUACCAGGAGAAGUUUUACUUCAAUCCAGGUGACACUGGCUUUAAGGUUUUCCAAACUAAAUUUGCAAAUAUUGGAAUUGUCGAAGGCUUGUGCUUCUCAUAUCACUUUACUGGCAAUAAAAUGGACAGGAAGCCUGAAUCAAUCCUUGCAUAUAUUCUGGCAGGUAUUUGCUGGGAUCAGUGGUUUCCUGAGGCAGCCCGAGCUAUGGUUCUUCAAGCCAAAAAGAAGGCCAUGUCUAAUUGUGCUGUAUUUAUGGGCUCCUCGAAAUGGGAAAGUAAAUUGAGUUUCAUUCUUGUGUCUUCGCUUCAGGAACUAUUUGAGGGCUAUUACUUUUGCCAAGCACAGAGGGAAGAUUUCUUUCAGCGAGCAAAGCCUUAUAAGGAUCACCCCACAAUCCUGAGGAUGCAGGGACUUGCAAAAGCGUUGGGAGUAGUGAUACCAAUUAGCUUCUUCGAGGAAGCAAACAAUGCACAUUACAACUCAAUAGCUGUGAUAGAUGCUGAUGGGACUGAUCUUGGACUUUAUAGAAAGUCCCAUAUCCCUGAUGGACCAGGUUACCAGGAGAAGUUUUACUUCAAUCCAGGUGACACUGGCUUUAAGGUUUUCCAAACUAAAUUUGCAAAUAUUGGAAUUGGUAUUUGCUGGGAUCAGUGGUUUCCUGAGGCAGCCCGAGCUAUGGUUCUUCAAGGUGCUGAGAUAUUAUUUUACCCUACGGCUAUUGGUUCUGAACCUCAAGAUGAAGGCCUUGAUUCUCGGGAUCACUGGAAGAGAGUGAUGCAAGGGCAUGCUGGGGCUAAUGUGGUACCUCUAGUAGCCUCAAAUCGGAUAGGAAAGGAGAUAAUCCAGACAGAGCAUGGCAACAGUGCGAUUACAUUCUAUGGCAACUCUUUCAUAGCAGGACCCACUGGAGAAAUUGUCGCAGCUGCUGAUGAUAAAGAGGAAGCUGUUCUUGUAGCAAAAUUUGAUCUUAGUAAAAUCAAAUCCAAGAGAAAUAGUUGGGGAGUAUUUCGAGAUCGGCGUCCAGAUUUAUACAAGGUGCUUUUGACUAUGGAUGGAAGGAAUGCCUCUCUGUGAUUUAUCCUUUUAAUACAUUUUCGUUGAGAUAAGUAAAUGAAUUCACAGUAUGUACUAAUGUUGCAUGAGUAAAAAAUAUUGGUCUUCACAGAUAUUUCACAUAGGCGACCACCAAUAAUUGGAACAAAGCUUUGUUAAAUUGAAUUGUAUAAAUAUUUUCACAUGCAUUUGGGUAUGACGUGUGAGUAAUAAAAAAUGAGUG
Molecule: messenger RNA, 1561 nt
Organism: Ilex paraguariensis (yerba mate)
Lineage: Eukaryota; Viridiplantae; Streptophyta; Magnoliopsida; Aquifoliales; Aquifoliaceae
Source: the annotation of a GenBank genome assembly